Cantharellus anzutake is the source of this 470-nucleotide messenger RNA. RefSeq lists its product as uncharacterized. The record is from RefSeq and is a predicted model, not a curated record. The transcript has a single exon. NCBI's taxonomy places the organism in Eukaryota, Fungi, Basidiomycota, Agaricomycetes, Cantharellales, Hydnaceae. Bases 53 to 274 code for a protein of 73 amino acids.
GAACAUAUCAUUACUAGCUGUGAGAAACCGAACCUCGUAAACCUGAAGCAGCAUGAGAAGCAAGUCUGGAAUGUUGGGGAGGAAUGGGAUGGGAGAAAAUCUGAGAGCGGUGGAUGCGGUUUGGAGAAUCAGCCGAGUGGCACUAAUGAUACUCUUCUUUUUGCCAUCCGACGGGCCAGCCGACGAUGAUGGAGUCGGUUCUGAUACUGAGGGUACAGGUACGUUUAUACCUGCGCUUCCCAGCUGUGCGCGGACGCGUGCAUUAUUGUCGUAGGGGCUCCAAGGGUUGGGACUUGCGCAAGGAGUUUCGGAGUGCGACAGCGACGAAGGGGAGGAUAGGGAUUGGUCCGAAUGCGCAGGAGACGACGGCGUGGGCGUAGUGGGGACAGAGGAUCCAGGGACAGGUGUGCUCGAUUGGCUACUACUGUUGGGAUUUGAACGCCAAUGCGUGACCUCCAUACGUGGCAGCU